Daucus carota subsp. sativus is the source of this 4450-nucleotide messenger RNA. RefSeq names its product putative disease resistance protein At4g19050. The record is from RefSeq and is a predicted model, not a curated record. Lineage: Eukaryota; Viridiplantae; Streptophyta; Magnoliopsida; Apiales; Apiaceae. The transcript is spliced from 3 exons. Bases 171 to 4046 code for a protein of 1291 amino acids. Gene Ontology annotation, molecular function: protein binding; ADP binding.
CGAUUUUCGUGCAGAUGCAAGAGUACACACAACACAAGCAUAGAUUCCAAAUUUCCCCACAAUAAAACACAAGCUGCUCAACUCAUAACACUUCACACACUCUCUCUCAAUCUCUCUCUCCCCCUCUCUCAAAGCAGAAAUUGUUUUCUUGAUUUCCAGAUUCAUACACCAUGGCUACAGGUUCAAUCGAUCCAGCGAAAGCUGCCCCAAUUGAAGAACUGAAACCAGAUUCACUUGUGCAACUGCAAUCCAUAUAUGAGCAGCUUACAGCGAAAGAAGGGUCCAACAUUGUUCUAAAGGGGGAACGAGGAGUUGGGAAGACAUGGAUAGCAAAGAAGUUAAGUGAACGUGCAACUAGAGGAGAUCAAUUUCAUUUCAGUAUAUGGAUAUUUUUGAACAGAGAAUAUGAAAAAAAGACACUUUGUGAGAGUAUUGCGCGUCAGUUGUCCAUAACAUUCAGUGCUGAGGAGUGGGAAGCUGAGAGGAGAAAAAAAGAUGCCAAAAAGGAGGAAAAUAAAGACAUGGUUGGGGAGGAACUGGAAAAGAAGAUAAUGAAAACACUAGAAGGGAAAAAAUUUCUUCUAAUUUUAGACGAUGAAGGAAGUAAAGAACAAGUGGAUGAUACAUGGGGUAAAAUGAAAGCGUUACUGCCCCUUGAUCAGGCAAGUUCAUUCACAAUUCUGAGUACCCGCAUGGACAACAAUUCUUUUGGUGGAAUGCCAGCAAAAACGAUUGAUGUCCAUCCUUUGUCUCGACAGGAGUCAUUUUCCCUGGCCCAAAAAAAGAUGGGGAAAAUGUUUGGCACUUUGCCUGUUAAUCUUCAAAAACUGGGCAAAGAUUUCGUCGGUGUGUGUGAAGGACUGCCUGCUAAAAUUAUCUUGUGGGCAAAAGUGUUUAGCUACUAUGAAAAGCAGAAUUCUGGACUAAAAACACUGGAAGCUGCCCUGGAGAAAGCCUUUAGUGAUGAAAAUUACGACAUUGUGCACUUGCUCUGGAAUGCAGACCCAUAUCGGUUCCGUAUUUUGAUUGACUGUUGUUGGGAGGGCAGACACUUUUUUCGUGGACGUGGUGGCGUGCAUUACAAUGAGUUGAUAACUUACUGGAUCCUGGAAGGAUACCUUGGGCGCAUUGAUUCUAUUGAGAAAGCUUACGAAGCAGGACAUCGUGUAUUGAUGGAUCUCUUAGAUUGUCGGAUUGUGAAAGAACUGGAGGCUGGUUAUGUGAUUAUGUAUAAGCAUGAGUUGGACUUGUACGCCCUGCUCCAGCCUGGAUUUGGUGCUACAGCCGGUUUGGGAUUGGCUACGGUGCUUGAUCCUAAGCAGGAUGUCUUUUGCGGGAGAAUUACAUAUGGGGAUGGAAUCAUGAAAGCGGUUGAUACCUUUGAGGAUGAGCAGUAUGUUUCAACUUUUAUGCGUGAUGGAAGCCAGCUUAUAGGAGAAUUCUCCCUUGAUUCUUACCUCGAUAGCAAGCAGCAACUUUGCGUUCUCGCAUUUUUCAACUCAACCAUCAGAUCACUUUCAUCACUUUUGUCUGACAUGAAAAGCCUUCGCGUGCUUAUAUUCAGAGGCUGUGACAUUAUGGAUGAGGUCAAGGAGGUUUUAGAUCUUGAAAAUUUAGCUGUUCUUGAAAUAUCUGGUCCUAGUUGUGUAGAACUUCUACCAGAUAAUUUUUUCAUGAAGAUGCCUAACCUUCAAAUCCUCAACCUCUCUGAACUCCAUAUAACAUCCUUACCUGCAUCUCUUUACAUAUGCCAAAAGCUAAAUUGGCUAAUCAUUAGAAGGUGUCCUAAAUUGGAAUCUCUUGGUAAUAUGCAGAAGCUAACAGAGCUCAUGGUUCUUGAUCUUUCUGAUUGUACCUCUUUGUUCUCAAUCAAAGAUAAGCACCUCCUGUCUAAAACGUCUCUCCAUACCAUCAAUUUUUCAAAUACCAGGAUUAAAAUCAUACCCAUUAUUAAAGAUCUGGAAAAUCUCACUCAUCUCUUUUUAAGCGACUGUACAGAUAUGGGUAGGCUGCGUGGCAUGGCUUCGCUAGAUAAACUCCUAGUUCUUGGUCUUUCAAAUUCUAAAAAGUUCAGGGAGUUUCAUGAUUCAUCAUUUGGAACUAUGACUGCCCUUAAAGUUAUCGAUCUAUCUGGAUGCUCAAUUAAUCGGUUACCUGCCAAUAUCAGCAAUCCUAGUUACCUUUAUCUGAGAGGUUGCCCUCGCCUGAAGAAAUUGUAUAGCAUGGAAAUUCUUAAAGAACUCGAGGUACUCGAUGUUACAGGUUCCAGCAGAUUGGUUGAAGUUGAACCAGAUUUCUUCAAACAGCUGACAGUUCUUCGAGUACUCAACCUUUCAAAAACAUUUGUUAAAAGCUUGCCAUCUGUUUCUAGUCUCUCCAGUCUACGUGAGCUUUCACUAUCAUAUUGUGCAUCUUUGGAGGAGUUAAAGGGACUAGAUGCUCUGAAACACCUUGAGGUGAUUGAUCUUUCGCACUGUAGUGCAUUAAAAAGCAUUGAAGACAAUUCUUUUCAGCAUAUGUCACGUCUUCAGAUGCUCGACCUCUCCUUCACAAAAAUUAAAACAUUGCCAGACCUUUCUGAAGCUAAUAGCCUUCGUCGUCUCAUACUGAAGAAAUGUACGAACCUAGAGUUACUUUCACUUCCCGAUCUUUCCAAGCUUGUGGAGUUAAAUCUUUCGUCGGUCAUUCUUCCGAAUGGAGAUGCUAAGUUUGUGAACUCUAUGUGUCAUCUUGAACUACUUGACCUCUCUGAAACACAUCUUAAUCAUCUACCAUCCAUGUCAAACCUCAAAUCUCUGAAUCAGCUUUAUCUAGGAGGUUGCCUAGAUUUGAAUGUUGCAAUAGAUUUACAUGAACUUACAGAGCUGGAGGUUCUGGAUCUUUCUGGAACAGCUGUUAGCAAGCUAGAAAACCUUGACCGCUUGUGCAAGCUUCGCCAUCUCCUACUUAGGAACUGUUCAAACAUCGAAGAACUACUGCAGCAUAAAAUGAAUGAUCUCUUGCAGCCCAAUGUUGCAGUACUUCACUGUGAAAAAUCAAGUUUGGCUCAUCUUGAACUUCUUGAUCUGCCAAGGAAGGAUAGUGGAGGAUCUGACACAACAAAGAAUCCACAGGAACAUCAGAAUCAACAGCAGUGGAUCAUCUCCAGUUGGCCAGCUGAAGCAAUUGAAAACGAUGAUGAUAAUGAUGAACACAUUAUAUCUGUGAGUGGCGCCCAGUUUCUUGAUCUAUUUGAAGGGAAUCCUACUAUGUUGACUACGAGCUUCCAGAAAUUCCGUUUCCUCAUUCGUCCGAUGGAAUUGAAAAAUACUUGCAGGAAGAAGUAUUUCUACAAAGACGAACUUAUAUAUCGGGAUACCUGGUCAACGACGGGAGUUGCUCAUUCUAUGCAACGGUCUCUGGAGAUCCGUGGCUUCGAAAGUUACCCAACAGGUGUUGAACUGGUCCUCAGCCAUGCUAAAUUCGUUAUUCUGAUUGAUAAUCCAUGCAUCAAAUGGAUUUCUGAGUCAUAUUUGAAUACCAUGAAGGAGUUAGAAGGCUGUUGGAUAGAGAGAUGCAAUGAAAUGGAGUGUGUCAUGGAAAUGGAAGUUACUACAGAAUCAGGACAAGAAUUGAAAGAAAUUACAAACCAGGAAGGUAAUUUAGAAUCUAGAAAGAGUGCAGGUGCUAUUGGCUUGAAGAGUAUACCUAGUAGUGGGAACUUCCACGGAAAUAGCUUCAAUAACUUGAAGUAUUUUUACCUGAACUUUUGUCCUAAACUCUCUGUGGUUUUUCCUUCAUCACAAAGGCUCGAAAAUCUUGAAAUACUUGAAAUCAAGUUUUGUGCCGAACUGGUGAGUCUGUUUCAAGGAGACUCGGCUGAGUUACCGCGGCUGUUAACACUGCAUCUUUGGGAAUUGCCAAAAUUAAACACAGUUGGAGCUCUAAUGCCAGCUCUGCGCUCAUUAAAAUAUGGCGAAUGUCCUAUACUAGAUGUAUCUUCAAUUAAGCCACUGGAAGAAACUGUUAAGUUGGAUUCAGCUGAAAACUACAAAACUUUCAAGUGACCUGGACUGAAGGCCCCCGCGAAGGCAUCUUCCAUCCAUGCCUGUGCAGUUUCCAAGAUCACCACUCCAUUUGUAUCUCCAGCUAUUCUUCAGUUUGUAUACAGGAAUGCAAGAUUUAGACUGCGAAUGUCACUGCAAGAUGUUUCUGAGGCGAAACUUGUACUGUUCUAAGUUAAUUUUUGGCAGCAAUUCUCUGUGAGCAAGCCGAGACCUUGAAGCUUGUUUUAUGCCACGUGUAUGUUAAAUUAGUUUCUGCUUGCAUUUGUUGUUAAUUUGUUCUACUGCGUGAACAACCACACUAGUUGAUGAAGAGAAGUUAUCAGUACGUACUCUUCCGUGUGAGUGUGUGUGUGUGUGUGUGUGAAACAUUUAUUGAUUUAUCAGAUAUUAAUGUUGUUUCAAGA